GCAAUCCUGACAUGCACAGUUGCCUGGGAACCGGACACAUGCCAGGAUGUGCAGCUGACAAGCCAGACUAAAGAGAAAAGCCGACUUUACUUCCGAGAUGGCAAAGGAGAACCGGCCCUGGUCAAGAACGUUACGUUAACGGAGCAGAUUUCUCAGACACCUUGUGUCAAAUGGUACAAUUUUGGCCACUCUGGCUUCUCCGUAAUGGCUGAGAAUGGAUGUCAUGGAAAGUUUAGUGUUUGCUACACUUCUGGUCAUCGGCUACCUGAGGUACCCAUUCACAGAACAAUAGCAUGCACUAACCUACGUCUGACCAGCAGGGAAAGAGUACCAGACCAAAGAUUUAUAUCACAAUAUGUCAGCGGCGGAGAUUACAUUGUCAGUAUGGAGCUGCUUCAUCAAAUGACCGCGGUCAGUUGUGUUUUGGGUCUCUCGUUCAUUUUCUACGACCACAGAGUGGAGGCUCGGUUUGGCUGUAAGGGCGACUUCAGGGUCUGUGUGGACACUCUUAUCGUUCUCAACAACAAUGUGCCAGAUGUGCAGUGUCAGCGUUACAUCCUCAUGAGCCGCUCAGGUCUAGAAGAAAGAUUCACCGUCCCUUUGUCGUAUGGUGGCAUCGUCAGUAUGGUCGUUAUUAAUGAAUACUCCAAGAACAUGUGCGUGCAUGGCAAGAACUAUGGCUUCAACAAGAACCACGGGCUAGAGAUCUACGCCAGGGAUGGUUGUCAGGCGGAGUUUGACGUCUGUCAGAGCCCGCAAGACCUCAAUCCUCCAAGAUCACUCUGGGCUGUUAUUUGA
Molecule: messenger RNA, 798 nt
Organism: Candidula unifasciata
Lineage: Eukaryota; Metazoa; Mollusca; Gastropoda; Stylommatophora; Geomitridae
Source: the annotation of a GenBank genome assembly